Osmia bicornis bicornis is the source of this 3588-nucleotide messenger RNA. RefSeq names its product adenylate kinase isoenzyme 5. NCBI's taxonomy places the organism in Eukaryota, Metazoa, Arthropoda, Insecta, Hymenoptera, Megachilidae. Gene Ontology annotation, molecular function: UMP kinase activity; ATP binding. Bases 768 to 2594 code for a protein of 608 amino acids. The transcript has 11 exons. The record is from RefSeq and is a predicted model, not a curated record. Gene Ontology annotation, cellular component: nucleus; cytoplasm. Gene Ontology annotation, biological process: CDP biosynthetic process; UDP biosynthetic process.
GCGACCAGCGAACUUCACCUCGCGUUUGUUCCGAUCGAAAAGUAUCCAGUGUUAAAUACCACUUGCUCGAUUUCGAAUGUAUUGUUUUUUUCAAAAAAAAAAAAAAAAAAAAUGUGAGGAAUUGUAUUUCAACCUUUCCGCAUUAUAGUGAACUGUCUCAUCGACUGGAAUUUUUAUUUCUUUGAGAAUUACUUGAUCAAUAUAUUGCAACUUCUUCUUCGCUACAGUGGAUCAGUAAAUAAUAUUCCUGGCGGAAUUCUGGAAAGUGUAUCGUUCUAAUUUCGAAGUUCCAUUUAAUUGCUUAUAGAUGUAACAAGUAGUAAAAAGAAAACGAGUGAGAAUUAGUUUUAAAAGUGAACGUGUUGUUGAAUAUAUCGGAAAAAUAAUAAUUUGCAAACAGAUCAUCAGCUAUAUAUGUAGAUGAUAUUAUUAUUGACUGUCAUUCCUAAGAUCUUAUCAAGGGGAUUACCGUGCGGCACGUCGAUUAAGCUGAACAUUAAUCGAAUCUUAAGUGGUCUCUUAUUGACAUAAAACCUGGCUUUGACAUUGGUACAAUUUUGAAAUUGUUUUAAGUGGUGCAACAUGUCGAUGAUUGAAGAAACAGAUAUCGAAGAGUACAGAAAGAGAAGUUUCUAUUGCGAAGAAUAAUUAACCCCAUGUGAUAGUUUAUCUUUAAAACAAUUGUGGUAGGGCAGGUGAAUUAAUUAAAUGAAAGCAUGUGAGUAAAUGGCCGUCACAGGAUCUUGGCAUCUUUCCAAAGAUUUACUAUGGGCAUCUGCCUGGACACUGAUCAGCAGAAUGGAUCGCAGGUGUUUGAGGAAAGUGAUGCUCAGAGUGCAGGAAAAUGGAGAGGAGAGGCUGGUCUCUUACCGACCCCUCCGAACGGAUAUUUUUCACAACAAAAUGUUGGUCCUGUCAAAUUCGAAAUUCCAAAAGUGCCUGUUAUAUUCGUGCUCGGUGGCCCAGGGAGCGGAAAGGUGACACAUUGUGACAAUUUAAUGCAAGAGAAGAAAGGUAUAACUCAUAUAAAUAUGAUGGAUCUUCUUCAACAGUAUGCGUUAGGAAAUGAUAUGCAAGAUUUCGGUCAGCUUAGUAGUAAAACAGUGGCCGAGGUUCUUAUGCUUGAAAUUAAAAUGUCUCCAACUUCCAAAGUUUUUCUCGUCAGUGGUUAUCCACGCAAUAUGCGAGACGUGGUUGAAUACGCCGAGAAAAUAAGAAUAGUGAAUGGUGUGGUUCUUAUAUCCUGGAGACAAGAGGUUCUUGAAAGGCAAAUUGAUUUUGGUGCACAACUUGGCCAGGUGGUCAUUGAACUUGCAAGAAUGGAACUUCAUAAUUUUUAUAGAAAUGUUAUGCCUGUUAUCGAGUAUUUUGAUCAGAGUGGUAUGUUGUUGGAAGUGAAUGGCGAGAGAAAUCCAAACGAGGUAUACAUUGAUUUCCGCGAGGCAGUUUUCAAAAUUCUUGGCUUAUCUGAUCAACAGAAGAACGUUUCUGAGUCGUUAGAAACAAAAGUAGAAGUAGAAAAUAGGAAAGAAUCUAUUCCAAAGAUCGCACUUCAUAAAGAGGCAACGUCGGCUAAAAUAAUGCAAAUUCCAGUCGCGACGAAUAUACAGUCUCCGAAAACUGCAGAUAAACUCAGGAAACAAUUACCUUCCUUUAUCUGGGUCAUAGGUGGUCCCGGAAGCAAUAAAGAAAAUCUUUGUACUCAGGCGAUACGAAAUAUGCCUGGUUGGAUCCAUGUAAACAUAGGUGGUAUGCUGAGAACAAUGGCCUCUUCGAAUAUCAUCAUCAACGAUGCUAUCGUUUCCGGUGAAAUGGUACCGCAGGAUAUAGUAAUGCAGAUAGUUGAGCAACAGAUAAUGUUGAAUCGUGACGUCGAUGGUAUAGUAAUCGAUGGUUAUCCAAGGGAUUUGAGUCAAGUUCAAGAAUUUGAAAACAAGUUUGGCCAACAACCUCCAUUAGUAUUAUUAGAUUGUUCGAAAUUGCAACUCGGUAGAGGAAGAUUAGACGAUAGCGUGUCUGCGUUUAAGAAAAGAUUGGAACUUUUUCGUAAAGUUUCGUUACCUAUGCUGAAGGCGUUGGACAAUGAAAAUCGUCUUACCAUUAUCGACGGCGACACGGAUGUACCAAGCGUGCAACAAGAAUUUUCAGCCGCGCUUUAUCAACUGAUGACACAAGCACGACGAAACAGAGAAGAUAAUUUAGGCGGUGAUCGCGGAGUUGUUUAUAAUAAUAGUGAUCAGAGAAUUGUAUUAAAUGGUGUACCUAAACACGUAGUUGAUGGUAAAUCAACUAUAGAGAAAGUGAUAAGUGACAAUAUGAACGGGAUCAACGCACAGGGAGUGGUGCAAAUUGCCAAUGGACUAAAGAACAAUGCGAACCAAGUUCAAAGGAAUAACAUAGCCCGUGUGCAUAAUUAUAUCGGAAACGGAACCGCGCACGUUUUACAGAAUGGGGUGUCUCAUUUAGCUAAUGGGAUCAUAUCGAAUAACAAUAAAGUUGCACCAGCGGUGCAGAAUUAUAUGUUGAACACGAAGGAUGCUAUAUCAAAGAUGUAUGUGGAAGUCGAAGGUUCUCAGCAAAAUUUACAUAUGUAACACUGAGAAUUUGAUCGCGUUCUGGCCUGGUUUUAUACGGUUGUAUAUUAGUGGGGUACAUUUACCCAUACCAGAGUGAGUUGCGUCCCUAACAGUUUUAUUCGCGGGCCUGAACGUCUGGUAAGAUUAUGAAUCUUCAUCUCUUAUGUCGCUAUAUUAACGAAUAGUUCUUCUCUACUAAAAAAAAAAAGAAACAUUUAUACCGUGCCUUAACACAAUUACGACUUAAAUAGAAUAAAUAGAGAAUUUAUAAAAACGCCAAACACAAGACUAGAUUCAUAGAUUGUAGAAUAGAAAAAAUAAAUGAGAUCAAUUGUAUCUAACGACGAGUAUUAUCGAAAAAGAAAAGGGGUUAUCUUUGGAUGUCUAUAAAAUAGUAUAUUGUCUAUUUAAUAAUUUAUUGAUUAAGUAGCACUUCUCGGAAAGCGGACACCAAAUUUUCAAGAUGAACCCUCAGGAGAUUGAUCAAAUCAGACUUCCCCAGGGAAGAAUCACAAUGUAGCGAAACUUUGAUAUCGUUUUUUUUUUUUUUUUUUCAAGGGAAGCUGGAUUUGAUCGCGAGUGUACAUCUUUCCUUAGACACUCUGUAUAUAGAAACUUAAUGUAGGAAGGAAAGUAAGUAAUUUAGGUGAAUAUUAUAAUAUAUACACUUUGUUAUUUUGAAAAAAAAAAAGGAAAUAUCGACGACUUGGUGGUAGUUUUUGAAAUGUUUCAGUGAAAAUACAUUUCUUUUCCUUCGUUCAACGUCUAUGUUAGAAACAACGAAUUUUGUCUACUUGUAUUUUUUAGAACUUCGCGAUAUUCUAUUAGAUUAAGAAGAUUAAUUAUUUUUUUUUAAUAGUACGGAUGUAUUCAGCAGAUUUUAUACUUUAACGAAUCUGUAUCACAGUGUCCAUCGUUGAAUAAUAAAACUUUAUUACUGUGUUUACAGAAUUGUUCUGUUUUUCUUUUUGAAUUGAGAAACACAGAGUUUUAUUAUUUUUGUUAAUUAGUU